AUGAAUCAAUCUCGUCCUUUCUCUAAUUUGCAGAAAGGCAAAGGUAAGACGCGUCAAUUGGACCUGGAGCGAGCGCUGACAGCCAGAGACAGAGUCGGUGUCCAGGACAUGGUUCUGCUGGACGCCCACAACAGUGAGAUAGCCUUUCUGGACAACCUGAAGAAACGUUUCUCUGAGGACCUGAUAUACACUUAUAUUGGAACCCUUCUGAUCUCAGUCAACCCGUACAAAGAGUUGGACAUCUAUAGCAAGAAGCACAUGGACCUUUAUAUGGUGGUCAAUUUUUAUGAGCUUCCACCCCACAUUUACGCCCUGGCGGAUAACGCCUACCAGACCAUGCUAGCGGAAUCUAAUAACCACUUCAUUCUGAUCUCUGGAGAGAGCGGGGCAGGAAAAACCGAGGCCACUAAGAAGAUCCUGCAGUAUUACGCCGGUAGCUGCCCCGGUAGCUCCCUGCUCAACUCCGUCCGGGACCAAAUGCUAAUGUCCAAUCCUAUCCUGGAGGCUUUUGGAAAUGCCAAAACACUGAAGAACAACAACUCCAGUCGCUUCGGGAAGUACAUGGACAUUCAGUUUGACUGCCAGGGUGAUGCAGUUGGAGGUCACAUCCUCAGUUAUCUGCUGGAGAAAUCACGUGUGGUCCACCAGAACCACGGCGAGCGAAAUUUCCACAUUUUUUACCAGCUGCUGGAGGGAGGAGACGAGGACCUGCUGAGACAACUUGGACUCGAGAGAGACACACAGCGCUACAACUACCUGCUGCAGGGUGAGUGUGCCAAAGUGAGCUCCAUCAACGACAGGAAUGACUGGAAAUCAGUGAAAAAUGCCCUCUUGGUCAUGCACUUUGAUCUCAGCGACAUUGAGCAUCUGUUUGGAAUCAUCGCAAGUGUUCUCCACCUGGGGAACGUACAGUUCGACGGAGAUACCAAAGGCAACGCCGUCCUCAACUCUAGCGCUGAACUGCGCUGGGUAUCAAAGUUGACUGGGGUCCAUGUGCAGGUUCUGAGCGAGGCUCUGACCUACAGGAAGAUCGAAGCUAGAGCAGAUGAGGUUCUGUGUCCCUUCACUGUCGAUCAUGCCAUCUACGCCAGAGACGCGCUGGCCAAAGCCAUUUAUGGACGCACCUUCACCUGGCUGGUCAACCGCAUCAACGAGUCACUCGAGAAUCAGGACUCGAGCAGAAAAACAGUUAUUGGUCUGCUUGACAUCUACGGAUUUGAGGUCUUCUGCGUGAACAGUUUUGAGCAGUUUUGCAUUAAUUAUUGCAACGAGAAGCUCCAGCAGCUGUUUAUCCAGCUCACACUGAAGGCUGAGCAGGAGGAGUAUGAAGCUGAGGGCAUCGAGUGGGAACCGGUACAGUUCUUCAAUAACAAAAUCAUCUGUGACAUGGUGGAGGAGAAGCACAGAGGGAUCAUCUCAGUACUGGAUGAGGAGUGCGUGAUGCCAGGUGAUGCGACAGACCUUACCUUUCUGGAAAAGAUGGAGAAGAAAAUGGGCAACCAUCCACACUUUAUCACACAGAAGCUGGCUGAUAAGAAAAUUCGCAGGACUCUGGAGAGAGGCGACUUCCGUCUGCUUCAUUACGCAGGCGAGGUGACUUACUGCGUCGUGGGCUUCAUUGACAAGAACAACGACCUGCUCUACAGGCACAUUAAAGAGGUGAUGCGGCAGUCGAAGAACUCUAUAAUGCAGCAGUGUUUCUCCUCUGAUGAGGUGGACAGCAGGAGAAGACCUGAGACGGUGGCGACUCAGUUUAAAAACAGUCUGCAGGGACUGACCGAGAUCCUGAUGGCUAAAGAAGCCUGGUACGUUCGCUGUCUAAAAUCUAACGAUGACAAGCAGUCAGGAAGGUUUGAUGAUGUGCUGGUGAGGCACCAGGUGAAGUAUUUGGGUCUGAUGGAGCAUCUGAGAGUCAGGCGGGCCGGUUUUGCUUAUCGGAGGAGAUAUGAGGAAUUUCUGAAAAGGUAUAAACCUCUGUGCCCUGAUACUUGGCCACACUGGAGAGGAGUUCCUUCUGAGGGAGUGGAGAGACUGGUGCAGCACCUGGGCUACCAGCCUGAUGAGUACAAGAUGGGCAGGACUAAAAUCUUCAUCCGCUAUGCCAGGACAGUGUUUGCCAUCGAGGACGCCUAUGAGCUCUGUAAACAUGAACUGGUUGCAAAGAUUCAAGCUAAGUACAAGGGCUUCCGAACGAGAGAAGAGUUCAAAAAACAGAAACAAGCAGCUACUAAGAUUGAAACGUGCUGGAGAGGAGUUCAGGCUCGGAAAGAGAGAGAGAAACGAGCCUGGGCUGUCAAAGUUAUCAAAAAAUUUAUUAAGGCUUAUAUCACACGUGGCGAGGCAAAAUGCACAGAUAACUCCGAAUACCUGGCGUUUGUCAGACAGAGCUACCUCAAAAGGCUGAAAAAUAACCUACCAAAAACAGUUCUGGACAAAACCACAUGGCUCACACCUCCACCUGUAAUGAGAGAGGCGUCAGAGAUGCUGCGGCGGCUGCACACACGCUGGUUAGUGAGGAAGUAUGUACGAGGGCUCACGCCUCAGAGGAAAGCCCAGCUGCAGCUGAAGGUCGUCACCAGUGGCAUCUUUAAAGGGAAGAAGGAAAGCUAUCCUCAGAGUGUCGCUGUGCCGUUUGUGGACACCAGGAUCAGUGAGCAGGACAUUAAUGAGCGUGUCCUGCAGACAAUAACACAGGAACGCAUCAAGUACAGUGUUCCUGUGGUGAAAUAUGACCGGAACGGGUUCAAGCCAAGACCCAGGCAAUUAAUUCUCACCCAGGUUGCACUUCAUGUCGUAGACGAGGCCAAGCUCAAACAGAGAGUCGAAUACGUCUCGCUCAAAGGUGUUUCUGUCAGUAACCUGGGAGACACUUUCAUGAUCCUCCACGUGGUGUGUGAUGGCCCCAAGCAAAAGGGAGAUCUCAUUCUUCAGUGUGAUCACCUUUAUGAAGUUUUGACCAAACUGGGCGUGCUGGCAAAAAAGCAGAACGCCAUCAACGUGCUUCAGGCGAGUAUUAAGUUUGAGAUCAAUGGAGGGAAGGAGAACUUUGUGGACUUCAGCAAUGGACAGGAAGCCACAGUGUACAAGGACAAAACUGGCCAUCUGAUGGUGGUCACACCAAGGCUGAAGUCCCGAUGAUGUGAUUAUACGCGACAGUAGAAGCUGGUUAUCUUCAUUAAACAUCUAGUUCAGUUCUG
Messenger RNA from Neoarius graeffei (lesser salmon catfish), 3197 nucleotides. RefSeq names its product myosin IHa (gene myo1ha). Gene Ontology annotation, cellular component: actin cytoskeleton; myosin complex; plasma membrane. Lineage: Eukaryota; Metazoa; Chordata; Actinopteri; Siluriformes; Ariidae. Gene Ontology annotation, molecular function: ATP binding; microfilament motor activity; actin filament binding. The transcript has 31 exons. The record is from RefSeq and is a predicted model, not a curated record. The coding region runs from base 1 to 3138 and encodes 1045 amino acids. Gene Ontology annotation, biological process: actin filament organization; vesicle transport along actin filament.